Messenger RNA from Penicilliopsis zonata CBS 506.65, 4476 nucleotides. RefSeq lists its product as hypothetical. Bases 1 to 4476 code for a protein of 1491 amino acids. The transcript has 5 exons. The record is from RefSeq and is a predicted model, not a curated record. NCBI's taxonomy places the organism in Eukaryota, Fungi, Ascomycota, Eurotiomycetes, Eurotiales, Aspergillaceae. Gene Ontology annotation, molecular function: ADP binding.
AUGGCUACCGUCAAACAGUUCGGCCUUACCCAGGUCUUCUCCUCCAAAGAGCCCCUCGUCGAUAUCGUCUUCGUGCACGGUCUGAAUGGCAACCCUAAAGACACAUGGACGCAUCGAGACUCGGGCGUCUUCUGGCCUGCAGACCUGCUCCCACCCUUUCUUGAAGCAAAGCGUGUCCGUAUCCUGACUUAUGGCUACAACGCAAAUGUUACGGCUUUCACAGACGGGGCCUCCAAGGAUAAGAUCCAUAAUCAUGCUGAGACCCUCGUUUCCGGGCUGGCUGCUAAUAGGAGUCUUCGAGAAUGUUCCGAACGACCGAUCAUCUUUGUUUGCCAUUCUCUAGGUGGUCUGGUGGUCAAGCGUGCCCUGAUUUACUGCCGAAGCGUCACCAACGAGAAGAUCGAGCAUCUGCGGUCCGUCUACGUCUCGACGUAUGGAAUUCUCUUUCUUGGUACACCGCACAACGGGUCCGACGUUGCCAAAUGGGGGCUGCUGCUGCAGAACAUCUGCGCGGCCGUGCUGCCCAGGAAGUUCAUGGAGUCGUCCCCCCAGCUGAUCGCAGCCCUCAAGACCAACAACGAAACGCUGCAGAACAUCAACAGUCUCUUCGCCGAUAUCAUCAGCCGCUUUCACAUCUACUUCUUCCACGAGACCCGCUCCACGGACCUCAAGGGCAUUCGUGAGAUCAUCGUCGAUGAAAGCUCUGCUGCGCCCUAUCUUGACGGCGUUGAACGCAUGGGCAUCGAGGCUGACCAUAGCCAUAUGUGCAAGUUCCAAGAUGAAAAUGCACCGGGCUUCGAGGCCGUCGCUGAGGCCUUGCUGCGGUAUUCGCGCGAAGCUCCCGCUAGGAUCUCUGAGCGCUGGGUGGAUGAGAGGAAGGUCCGUCUCCUCGAGAGGCAGAGCAAGGCAAAUGAAGUUUUCACUGGUUACCUAGAUGGGGCGGCUGCUCCAAGAGGUUCAGAGAUAGGAUUGUCCGGUAGGAUAUCUCCUCCCCCCGAGCAUGUUCGUAUGAUCACCGUGAAGGACUAUGAAAUCGAGGAACCGGCCGAACGUCCCCUGCCUCCUGCCUUGCAAAUCUCUGAUAGAACCGCCUCCAACUCGCCUAACCUGGAAUUGAUAGGCAUUAGCAAGGCCCCCUCUGGUCCUCCAAACUUCAUUGUCGUCGCUCCUCCUGGAUUCCAUCCCAACAAAGACUUCUUCGGUAUGGAAAAAGAGUUGGCCAAGUUAACAGAGCGGCUUCUAGACAAUCCAAAGCGAGCGGACCGUAUUUUGACCGCUGUGAUCUGUGGCGUUGCCGGUGCUGGGAAAAGCCAUCUUGCCCGGCAAUUCGCGUGGCGCUUUCAUGCGGAAUAUCCGGGAGGCCUCUUUUGGGUUGAUUCCAAAUCCUGGGAGUCGAUCUACAAGAGCUUCUGGGACAUUGCGCAGGCGGGCGCGGCGGACAAGGCCAAAGAGUUCGAUGACCCCAGCUGGAGGGCCCCUACCAAGUUUGUCGAUGCGGUGCGCAAUUGGUUGCAAUCUAGGGAGUACUGGCUGCUCAUCUUUGACGGCAUCACCUUCAACAACGAUGAAGACCUGAACCACAUCCGGCGAUUUCUUCCUUUCAAUAAGAACUGUACCAUCAUCUAUACAUCGGUGGACAUCACCCUUCAAAAAAAGCACCGACUCUUUGAGCCGUAUAUCAUCCGGGUCCAACCCUUGGAGUCGAAAAGGGCCCGCGAGAUGCUCUUCAAGCAUCUUGGGAUCAAGGGCGCGACUCCUGACCAGAUAAGCAAGGCUACGGACUUGGUAAAACACUACGAGUGCCUCCCUCUGGCCAUCCGUGCCAUUGCCCACCGUUUGAACGCAACAGCAAAGCCCAUCGAACGGUACGGGAUCAACUCCCAUCUGACGGAUGAGAAGCUAGCCGAGCCCUACUUGGGGAUCAUGCACGAUCUCUACCGCAUGCGUCACUUUGAAGCGCUGAACCUGAUCAACCUGCUGUCCUUCUUUGGGCACUAUGUACCGACCGCACUGAUCACCCUGGGUAAAAUGGCCCUUGAGGCCUGGAAUGUCCCUGUUUUCAAGAGCAGCCGGCCAGGUGAGCCCGGCGAUAUUGACACUACACUGGGAGUUUUGAUCCGAUAUGGGCUUUUGCUGAGACUCAAUAACAAUGACGUGUACAACAAGGGCAGCUUCUCUUCCAAGGGUACUUCACAGCGAUCCGACGGGGAAGAUGCCAUGGCUCCCAAAUCCAGCGAGUCGUGGGAGAUGUCGGACUCGUUCACGGGAGAAAGCAGCCCUGAGACGUCGUUCUCUUCCCAAGUCCAGGGCCAGAACAAGGACUCGGGAUCGAACGCCGUCGAUGUGCUGAGGCUGCACAGUGUCGUUCAGCGGUUUUGCAGAGAUGAGCUCACGAUCAUGGAUGAGGAACGCAGGCUCAAGGGGUUUGUCCCGGAAGCAAACGAGAUGGGGUUUUAUGACUCCUGGAUCGUCGUGGCCACAAAGGUUGUCCGCCAGUCGUAUGAGAACGCCCGGGAGCGAAUCGACUACUACCAAGACUGUGGACUGGUGACCGACUUUCGCGAGUACGAGACCCAGGCUUCGCAUAUCCUCGAGCUGUUCCCUAAGCGAAUGGCCUUGAAAUCGACAAGUGUGCGCGAUGCGCGAGCCGACUUGAGACAACUCCUGAGAAGUGUCGCAGUCCAGAUCAAUCACAUGUCACCGAGUGACAGCCCCGAAGCGGCUCGGACCCAGAAAUCCGUCUUUGAUCGUUCAAGCAGCUCGUCCUCGUCUCUGCCCGAGUCGUCAACGGAUGAGGGCCCCUCGCGACAAUUGACUCUGGACUGGACCGACCAGGCAUCGCCCACGGUGGAAUCGCCAGACGAUAUCUCUCUGCCUCCGCAUCAGUUCAAUUUCGGUCCGUUCCCGCCGCAUAUCUACCGAGUGUCUCGGCACCGUUUGGCACACGAAAUGGGCUACGAAUCUGAUAGAGAAGGCCGCGGCCGCAGCCGUCGGCGUGCUCACCGCACCUUUUCUAUCGUAUCCAACACCAGCCAGGAUACUGCUAGAAUGAGAAAGGUUUCAUCUGUACCGUCUAGCCCUCCGAAUGGGCGGGUCGGAAGGCCAACCAGGGCUAGAAUUGUCCGGGCCAGAAGCUCCAAACAACGGAUCCGAUUCCCCCAUCAAAUUGGCAAAACCGUGCCUUCUCUGGUGAAGCUCUCUUCCAUUGAAGGCGAGGGUAGAUCCAGCCGUUCAAGAGAUACGGAGGAUACGAAACGGCCGUUAUCGGUGACAUCUGAGGCAGAAAAGGCACUGGCGGCCGUUCAGCUGGCCAGCUCGCCUCGCUCUGGCGGAGAGAGUCACCAUCUCGUCCAACCUGCCAUGCCCGAGAUCUCGCCAUUAUCAAACCCAUCUACUCCACCUGGUGGUCCGCACAGACUCCCCGUUCCUCUCGGUCUACAGAAUCAAUCGUCUGCCGAGUCGUUGCAACCUCGAGGCAGCAAUCUCCAACCGUCCUCCACCCUGGGGGGACCUGAGUUCAAGCAAGACCUGAUGAUGCAGUCCACGUACAGUGAGCCCGGGCACGAGUCUGCGAACCGUGAUGCCACCAGCCACCAGUAUGCUGCCGCUCCCUUGGCUGCGAGGACGGCACCCUCUUCACAGAAUCACACCCGUCAUCCUUCGGCUGUGCGGCCCUUCCAAGCGCAAGACAUGUCUGCGAGCAUGCCGUGCGUCAGAACCAUCGUGUCGCCUCUUCCUUAUGAAGAAAACAUCACCGUCACGCGGUCCCGGCACCCGAGUUCUACUGGCCCUUCUCCACUGUCCGCUAUCCGUCGGCCCGCAUCCUCGCCUAUGAAUCCAGAGGCCCACCCGUCCGCGAUCAUGCCCGGUACAUCACCCCCCUCGAUCGAGUACGAGCGGGCAAAGACCCAUGUCUCUGACCCAAUGGGAGAGCCCAUGUCCAGAGACGCUUCGGGACGAUCUCGUGCUUCCUGGUCGACCGAGCCGGUCCGGUACCGCGCUUCGCCUGUGCUUUCGAACAGCCAAGUGUUUCCCGGCGUUUCCCAGGUUGCACCUCAGCACCAAGCGAUCUCCGGCACUGGCAGCUGGAUCGGGGAUGUACACUUUGCCCGUGCUCUGCAAGCGGAGAGUCUUUACGCUGCGGGACCGCCGCAUCCAGCCCCAGCCCCAGCACUAGGGCCUUCUGUCGAUUCACGUUUCCUGGCGUACGACUACCGAUUCGAGGCUGAAUUGGCCGCCGCGUAUCAUCCGGCCCACCUGCACAACCCUCGACUCAUGCCAUACUCCUAUCCCUCUGAGGCUAUCCCGCACGAGACAAUCCUCGCCAUGCAGAACAGCUAUGUCCCCCAACAGAACGACUACGCCUCCGUGCAGAAUGACUUCGUCUCUGUGCAGAAUGACUACGGUCUCAGGCCCCGGAGUGGGAGCUCACCCCCUCGACCUGAUUACCACGGGCUUGGUAUGCGGUUGCCAUAA